Molecule: messenger RNA, 318 nt
Organism: Macrosiphum euphorbiae (potato aphid)
Lineage: Eukaryota; Metazoa; Arthropoda; Insecta; Hemiptera; Aphididae
Source: the annotation of a GenBank genome assembly
AUGGCAAUAAAGAAUUUUACGUGGAUGGCGGCGAUCGCCAUCGUGGUGAUACUGGUGGAGCCACUAGUAUUUGUAUUAGCCCAAAUAACUUCGUCACUCUCUAGCGGCGAGUCGUUGACCAUCACUGAAAUCACCUAUGACAACAACUGUGAAAAUAGCCCUGAACUGGUCGCACCGCUAGAGAGUGACAUGUUAAAAGGCAAAGACAACAUCGUUUCGGCCGAGGAGGAAUUGAGCCGGCAAAGGAAAUCGAAGAGCAGAACAGUUGUGAGCCGAACGGUGAGCUGGUACAGGCAGAAGCUGCAUGCGGGAAAGUGA